GAGUAAAGUUAAACAUAAAGUUUAAACCCAAAAUGUUACGAAAAUUUAGUUACUAUUUAACCACUGGUAGUGGUAAAUUGAGUAGCACAACCAACGUAGACAGAAUUGUUAAACUUUAGGUAAGACGUAAGAACUAACAAAAAUAAUGUCAUAACCAGCAUAAUUAUUUCGCCAAAUUUAAUAGUUGAUAAAUUUGAACAAUUUUAAUGAACUUUAAAGUGUAGACCUAACUGUUUUAAAAACAGUAUUUUCUUUACUGUUUACAAAAAUAAAAUAAAAACGUGUUUAAAUUUGUGGAAUGACAGUGUCAAAUAACGGUUGGAGACGGCAUGAAUGGAUAAUGAAGAAAAACUUUAAUAUAAGUUUAACAUAACAGCAAAUGCACAACGUUUCGACAAGGUUUUGUCAUCAUCAGUGUCAAAGUAUAGGCAGAGAGAAAACAAGGAAUGGAUGCUUUUAAAAAAGGAUGGUUCUCUGAAACUGGUUUAGAUUGCUCAGACCAGACAGUGGUGUCUUACAAUGUUGAGAAGAUCCUAUAUCAUGGAAGAUCAGAUUAUCAAGACAUUCUUGUGUUUGAAAAUAAAUUUUUUGGAAGAGUUCUGGUUUUGGAUAAUGCCAUACAGUGCUCAGAAAAAGAUGAAAGUGCUUAUCAGGAGAUGAUCACCUUUCUUCCAUUAAACUCUCAUCCUAAUCCCAAAAAGGUGUUAGUGAUUGGAGGAGGAGACGGAGGUGUGGUAAGAGAAGUUGUUAAACAUCCUAGUGUUGAGACUGUUGUCCUCUGUGAGAUAGAUGAGAAAGUGAUUGAGAUUUCAAAGGAGUACCUUCCUUUUAUGGCAGAAGGUUUAAAUAGUCCGAAGCUAGUUCAGUACAUAAUGGAUGGAGCCGAAUUCAUGAAAAGCCAUCAGAAAGAAUUUGAUGUCGUUAUUACCGAUUCUCCUGACCCAAAUGGACCAGCUGUGAGCUUGUUUAAAAAAACGUACUAUGAAGCCGUGAAAGAAGCACUCAAACCUGGAGGUAUUCUGUGUUCUCAGGCCGAGUCUUUCUGGUAUGACUUGAAACUAAUACAAGAGAUGACGAAGAUGGUUUAUGAUAUUUAUCCAGUUGUUGAAUAUGCUUCAGUUUAUAUUCCAAGCUAUGUCGGUGGGCAGAUUGGCUUUCUCCUGUGUAGUACUGACCCUGAAAUUAACUUUCGAAGACCCAAGCACAUAAUGUCAUCUAAAGAACUGCUGUCCUGUAAUCUGAAGUACUACACUCCAGAAAUUCAUGAAGCUUCCUUUGUGUUGCCAGGAUUUGUGAAAAAGAAAUUGUUUGGGACCAGUUAACAUGGAAUCGAAUCUGAUCUUAUCCGUCCGCGCGGAGCCGGAAUGUGAACCAACUGGUCUGAAAUAGAGUCAUAAUCAGAAUUUCUGUUGUUUUUUAACAUAGUUUUUAGAAUUGAAAUGUAUUAAGUUUGCUAUAUAUAUUAUUUUUCUGUGCAUUUUGAACACCUAAAGAGCCACACAUGGUAAAGUAAGUGUUGCGCUGAUGAGUGCACUUUACCAACUGUAGUGCUUCUAUUUUAUAGUGAGGUUAAAAAAUGUUCUAGUUCACUUGUUAUGGUCAGUUAAAUACUAAUCUAUAGCAAAUAACAUUUUGGAAAUUUAUUUAUAAGUCCUUCUCAGAUUAUGAGAAAAGUCCUAAGUAUGAGUGGCAUUUUGGGGUCCUGUUUGACUAUUUUGUUAAGAACACUGUUUAUUAAUAUCCAACUUUGAACAUUUUGAUUUUGUAGUCACUAACUGAAAGAUUUGUGGUGUUUGUGUGAUUCAUUGGAUGAGUUUUUGUUAAGUUUGCUUUGAAUUGCAAGCCAGUUCUCUAAGCAACAUCUGUUUAUACAUAUGUCAUGCUCGACGGUACUUCACCCUCUUAAUGGUUCAGGGUUGGAUCACGGCAGGCAUGGGUAUCCGUGUGAUGUAUGCUGAGCUCUUCAGUAAGUAACACAAAUGAAGGUGAACCUGUUAAAUAAAAAAACAUUAGUUACUCUGUUAAUAAACAAGUUUUUAUUCUUGUUUAUUCUCACUCAAACUCGAUAUAGUUCUAAGAAUGUUUGUUUUUAUAUGAAAAAAAAAAAACAUAAAUAUUAUUCGAAUCGAAACUUUUCAUUCCUGCUUCAUAAUUGUGUUGCCACAGUGACCCCUAAAAUAUGCUAGAACUGCCAUCUGUAAAAUAAAUCUUAAAUGAGACAUACUUUUUCCCCAUAUCUGGAAAGUUAGUUUUGAAAAUUUCACAUGAUUCCAUAUUAAAAAAAACAUGGAAAAAAAAUGUAAUGCUUUGGCUGUUUUGGAAUAAUAAGCCUGACUUUGUAGCUCAACUUUUUUCUUAAAACAUAAGAUCUGUUGCUUACAUUUUCUUAUAGUUUUGUUUGUUUCUCAUGAUAUUUUUAUGAUUGAACAAAGCUGUAGACACCAUUUCAUUUGAACGUGAUGAUUAGACUUGGUAAAUUAUGUCCAGUUAGAAUUAACUGGAUGUUUUAAGAUUUUGGAAUUGAGAGCAAAUCGAAUACAAAAGUCGAUGAGAAGUUUUUCUAUACUGAUUGGAGUUUUGGUAUACACAAACAGAACGUUAAUGUGGUUUUCAAUAUGUUCAAGUUAUUCCUUGGCAAAGUUAUGAUGAUAUGAUCUAGCCAGCUUUAUAAAGAACCUGUGUGCUAGAAUUUUAGGGUUUUAUCAUUUUUUGUUGGUUUAAUUUUAAAAUAAGUUAUUAAUACAAGAAUUUUUUUUGAAGUUUCUAACAGUACUCUCAGGUAAUAGGGUCCAUUACAUUAAACUUAUCAAAAUAUUUCCAUACAGAAUCACUAUUAGUACUUUAUCAGUGAAACAAAUAUUUCAUCAUCUUUUUCUACAUCAUCUUUUUUGCCAUUUUUGUAAAGAGCAUCAUCUCUCACUUUUAUAUCUUAAGAUAUGUAUAAUAUUGAACAAGAAUUAUUAAAAUUGUGGCUUUUUAGUUUCUUAACUGGAAAAUUGAUAAACAUUUGACCUUUAGCUUCCAAGUUUUUAACAUGUAGACAAAAAGGAACCAUUUGGUCUUUCAAGGCUGUUUGCUCACACACCUUUGACUAAAACAAAUAAACCCACUCUUUAUCUUUUAAGCUAGUGUGAAAUGCCAACCUCCACUAUUGCUGAUUAUUCCAAAAGUCAAUAAUAAAAAUGGUUACAAAAUGUUUAUCUUUUUCACAAUUUACUACUGUCUUAGUUAACCAGCAAAUUCAUCUAUACCUAGAGGUUUUUGUUGGUCUUUCUACAGUCUAAUAGGGAACGUACUUCGAUUUUUAAGCCUUUACAGCAGAUAUAUGAAAUAAUUCAGAAACAGUUUUUGUUUUUCUUAAAUUAUCAAAAUGUUGUAUGUAUUUUACGAGCAUUAAUUUUUUUAUUCCAAAUGCCAUUUUCAACAUGUUUUACUUACUACCUCUGUACAUUUUAAAUAAGCUUGUAUGGUAUGGAGAAAUAUGAGAAGUGUGAAAAAUAUUUGAAAUAUUUCCAUGACUAUUACUGAAUAGAAUGAAGGUAGGACCUAGGAAGUCCUGUUUUGUUCUUUCAAUAUCUACCUGUAGUUUCAGUGAAGGUAAUCAUAAGGACAAAAUGAUGUUGAUGUAACUCUUUUAUUAUAACACAGCAGGAGCAGAAUUGGUCGUAAAUCUGAUAUUACAUAAGACUAAUAUUUUAAUUCCAUAUUUGUUUUACUGGAACAUGUUUUCAGUAAGAAGAGUGUAUGAUAACAUUGCCUUCUCUGCACUACUACUAAUAAAAUCUUUUGUUAUGAACCAGAACUCGUUGGCUCAUCUGGGUUAGAGUUUACUAAGCUAUUGGUGAAAUACCACCUGUAUCCGUCAUUUCGUACAUGCACCAAGUUAAUUUAUUGCACCUAUAGUUAGAAUGGGUAAUUAUAUGAAAUAAUAAAUUGAAGUAGAUUAUUUUAUAUUUAACAUUUUGUGUAGAACCUGUAUUUUGGGAACUUUUAGAAGUAGAUGUAUUCUGCAAGAUUUGAGAGCGAAGUGACAAGUUUCAGGAAGUUCUUCACUACGUUGCUUAUUAAAUCCAACUUAUUUAUUACAUUGUCAAGUCUGUUACAGUUUAAAAUCACCAGAGGAAGGGCGUCCCAGCCCGAAAUAUUGUGAAUAUUAAAACAUCUGUUUCGCAUUUAGCCAUUUUUCACGAUAUAAGUUUUUUUCCAUUUUUUUUGUUUUCGGUUUCAUCGUACCACAGCAGUUUUUUUAGCUGUUUUAUGAGUGUUUGUGGUAUUAAAAUUUGAUUUUCUGCUUGUCAAUUCCCUUUCUCAAUUUGAAAGCUUCUGCUCUAAAAGAUAAUGUAUCUUAUAUUUCUACUGUUGCAAUUUGGUAUUGUAGUGUGUCGUUAAGAAUACGGAAAAAGCUAUUUUCAUUGGGCUUUACAAAUCCGCCGUUCUUAUGGGAAUAUAAACUUAAUUUCUUGGUUAGUUCAUAUUCAUGUCAGUAUGAUCAAGAUGUUUUCAAUGCUUAUGCAACAGACUGGUUAUCGUAUCAACGUAAACUUAUUCGCAGUCUAAUCAGAUCCCACUGGAACAGGCCCAACCCUACCUCCGUUUCAGUCUUUUCAAUCUGAAAUCUAGUUCCUGAUUCUAUUGUUAACAGACUUGAGCUUUCCCUCUUUGAUUUGUUUUAUUAUUUUGUAAAACAUAUCUUGGUGGACUUCCAUAAUCAUUUCACAAAAUCCUUAUAACCAAAUGUUGGGUGUCCUCUCUCUCUCUCUCUCUGUAUAUAUAUAUACGUAUAACAGAAGCAUUGGUGUGUGCAGUAUAAAGUCUUGGCUUUAUUAAAAUAUCUUUGCCUGCCAUCUACAUAAACAUGUUUGUAAAGUAUUCCCGUGUUGAGAAAGGGUUAGCUUUCCUUUAAGUUUGACCAUUUUCUGGCUGUUUUGUUGUCGAACUAUGAAGCAUUUAUAAAUUAUCAAAUGAACCAUAUUUUGAUUAAUUCCUCAAAAUGUUAUACUUUUUUAAGUUCUUAUUAGCAUUAGUUUUUCAUUCUCUCUCAGUAUUUUACUGUCAGAAAAAGAAAUGUUUAAAAAUAAUACGAUAAUUAAAUCUUAAAAUACAAUGUUACAACAUAUGUGUUUCUUGCCAGUAUAGCAAUAGCUACAUAUGAUUUUGCAAUUUUUAAAGAAAAUUGCUGGUUUACGAUUUUGUUGUUUUCAGGGAUCAUGUGGAAAUCUGUUGUAUUUUAUUAUACAUAGUUCCAACCAUUUCACAACCAAUUUAAAAAAAAAAAGCACGUGUAAAUGUUUAUAUCUAUUUCUAAGAUAGAAAUAUUUUUUACCUUCAUUAAGAAAUAUCUUAAUGAAGAAAUUAUAUGCUUGUAUUCAAGUUUUGGGUGAAUUUGGCCUGAUAUUAGUUAAUAGAAUAUUUUGUAAUUGCUGUGCAAAAUAUAAUAAACAUUGUUUGAAAAGUGA
Limulus polyphemus (Atlantic horseshoe crab) is the source of this 5456-nucleotide messenger RNA. Its product is annotated as spermidine synthase-like. The record is from RefSeq and is a predicted model, not a curated record. Lineage: Eukaryota; Metazoa; Arthropoda; Merostomata; Xiphosura; Limulidae. The coding region runs from base 447 to 1322 and encodes 291 amino acids. Gene Ontology annotation, molecular function: spermidine synthase activity. Gene Ontology annotation, cellular component: cytosol. The transcript has 9 exons. Gene Ontology annotation, biological process: spermidine biosynthetic process.